AUGCGCGCAGCGCAGGAGCGCGGCGGCGGCGCGCGGGGCGCGCGGGCACCGCCCUGCCGCGCCCGCGCGCGCUGGCUGCCCGCGGCGCGCCUCGAUGCCGCCCUUCGCGCAGGCAACCCCACUCUGGUCAUGCUCAUGCUCAAGGAGCACAAGCACUUGGACCCCCCAACCAAGGUCCCGCGCAAGGUCACGGACAGCUCGGGCGCGGUCUUCUUCGUGUUCGUCGUGGCGGUGCUGCUCUUCGCGGCGGUCUACGCCGGGAGAUACGGGAACAGGAGGAUCUACGACCGCAAGGCGCGGCUAUCCGCCAGAGCGGCCCAUCGCCGGACGGAGCUGGCCUGGUGCCAGUGA
Messenger RNA from Prorocentrum cordatum, 351 nucleotides. NCBI's taxonomy places the organism in Eukaryota, Dinophyceae, Prorocentrales, Prorocentraceae. The record is from the annotation of a GenBank genome assembly.